AUGGACCAAUAUUUGGGAUAUAUAGGAGGUCCCGCAGGAGCUUUGGCUCUAACGGGAGUUGCAGCUGCAUCUGCUUUUUAUUUGGCAUCGAGACCUACGGCGGAAAAACCACUCGUCGAUUUAAAUCACCAAGCAUCCGUUUUACCGGGCCCAGAAAUGAUCAGGGUUUCAAAAUUUUAUAAAGAAUCAAAAGAUGGAAAAUUUGUUAGUUAUUUAUCAGAAGAUACGAGAACACUUUACGACACGUUUAGAAAAGGAGCUAAAGAAUCAAAUAACGGACCCUGUUUAGGAUGGAGAGAAUCAUAUUAUAAACCUUAUCAGUGGUUAAAUUAUAACGAAGCUUGGCUGAGGGCGAAAAAUUUCGGGUCAGGACUCGUCGCACUAGGUUUGAAUCCAUCACCGGAAACGUUUUUAGGUUUAUACAGUACGAAUUGUCCGGAAUGGAUAUUGGCAGAACAAGGAGCGUAUACAUAUUCGAUGGUUAUCGUGCCACUUUACGACACUCUAGGACCCGAUGCUUGUGCCUAUAUAGUUAAUCAAGCUCAAAUCUCCGUUAUCGUGUGUCAGGACGAUGCAAAAGUUAAUCAAUUAUUAGAUAAAGCACCCAACUGUUUAAGAAAGUUAAUAGUUAUGAAAGAUAUACAACCUCAAACCUUAAAAAGAGCUAAAACGAGAGGAGUAGAAAUAAUAAAAUUUGAAGAAGUCGAAGAAUUGGGAGCAAAUAAAAAUCAUAAUGAAGUGCCUCCAAAGUAUACAGAUCUCGCAACUAUUUGUUACACAUCAGGUACGACGGGAAAUCCAAAAGGAGUCAUGUUAACCCACGAAAAUAUAGUAGCUGGAGUUUGUGCCGUCAUAUUACAAUUGGGAGAACACAGGCCGACAAGUUCGGAUUGUAUGAUGUCCUUUCUACCUCUUGCUCACAUGCUCGAAAGAUGUUGUGAGCACGGAUUGUUCAUUUCCGGAGGAUGCGUCGGGUAUUAUACGGGGGAUAUAAAAAGGCUAUCGGAAGAUAUGAAAGCACUAAAACCAACCGUCAUGCCCGCCGUACCUCGUUUGUUAAAUAGAAUAUACGACAAAGUAGUUUCACAGGUUUCCGGUUCCUUCAUAAAAAGAACACUUUACAAUAUGGCGUUGGGAGCCAAAGAAAGCGAAUUAAAAAGGGGAAUCAUUCGAAAUAAUAGUUUGUGGGAUAAGUUAAUAUUUAAAAAGGUUCAAGAAAAUUUGGGAGGUAGAUUGAGACUGAUGCUAGUGGGAUCAGCACCUUUGGCUGGAAACGUUCUUACGUUUGCAAGAUGUGCAUUAGGAUGUUUGGUCGUAGAAGGUUACGGUCAAACGGAAUGCACGGCUCCAGUUACGUUAACGGUUCAGGGUGAUUACAUACCCGAACACGUAGGCCCACCAGUUUCUUGUUGUUGUAUUAAAUUGGUUGACGUACCGGAAAUGGAAUAUUACGCGUCAUCCGGUCAGGGAGAAGUAUGCGUCAAAGGGACAAACGUUUUCAAAGGGUAUUAUAAAAAUCCCGAAGAUACGGCAGCGGCGAUAGACGAUCAAGGUUGGCAUCACACGGGAGAUAUAGGUACUUGGUUACCGAACGGAACGUUGAAAAUAAUUGAUAGGAAAAAGCAUAUAUUUAAACUCUCACAGGGAGAAUACAUAGUUCCAGAAAAAAUAGAAAACAUAUACAUUCGAAGUCAAUUUGUCGAACAAGUAUUCGUUUUUGGAGAAUCCCUUAAAUCGUGCGUCGUUGGAAUCGUCGUACCCGACGUGGAUGUCGUUAAAUGUUGGGCCGUUGAACACAACAUACCGGGAACUCUAUCCGUUUUGUGCAACAACAAACAAAUAAAACAACUCAUAUUGACCGACAUGUUGGAAAAGGGAAAAGAAGCCGGAUUGAAAUCGUUCGAACAAGUUAAAGACAUUUAUUUACAUCCGGAUCCGUUUUCCGUACAAAACGGUUUAUUAACCCCAACGUUAAAAAGUAAAAGACCUCAAUUGAAACUUUAUUUUAAACCCCAAUUAGAAGAUAUGUAUUCGAAGCUUUCGUAA
Pediculus humanus corporis (human body louse) is the source of this 2046-nucleotide messenger RNA. RefSeq names its product Long-chain-fatty-acid--CoA ligase, putative. The record is from RefSeq and is a predicted model, not a curated record. Gene Ontology annotation, cellular component: membrane; endoplasmic reticulum. Bases 1 to 2046 code for a protein of 681 amino acids. Gene Ontology annotation, molecular function: long-chain fatty acid-CoA ligase activity. The transcript has 9 exons. NCBI's taxonomy places the organism in Eukaryota, Metazoa, Arthropoda, Insecta, Psocodea, Pediculidae. Gene Ontology annotation, biological process: long-chain fatty acid metabolic process.